AUGGCUCCAUCCUCCCUGUUAUCCUCGUUGGCUGUGCGGUUGCUGCGCCCCGCGCACGGCUGCCACCCCCGCCUGCAGCCCUUCCACCUGGCGUCAGUGCGGGUCUCCUGUACUCAGGCUGCCUUGGACUAGUAUGUUAAUGCCCGGGAUAACCUUGGUGUGUCAGCUGUGAAUGGACAGUGGGGUGGAGCAAAGAACACUUGGAGGAGGACUCUACCCCAGUCUUAGAAACGAAGCUGUCGUCAUUUCUGGAAGGAAAUUAGCUCAGCAGAUCAAGCAAGAAGUGCGGCAGGAGGUGGAAGAGUGGGUGGCCUCGGGCAACAAGCGGCCACACCUCAGUGUCAUUUUGGUUGGUGACAAUCCUGCCAGUCACUCCUAUGUUCUGAACAAAACCAGGGCAGCAGCUGAAGUGGGAAUCAACAGUGAGACGAUUGUGAAGCCAGCCUCAGUUUCAGAGGAAGAGCUGUUGAAUUCAAUCAGGAAAUUAAACCACGAUGAAAACGUAGACGGCCUCCUGGUUCAGCUGCCACUCCCGGAGCACAUUGAUGAGAGGAAGAUCUGCAAUGCUGUUUCUCCCGACAAGGAUGUUGACGGCUUUCACGUCAUUAACGUGGGGCGAAUGUGCUUGGACCAGUACUCCAUGCUACCAGCAACCCCGUGGGGCGUGUGGGAGAUAAUUAAGCGAACUGGUAUUCCAACCUUAGGGAAGAACGUGGUUGUAGCUGGCAGGUCAAAAAACGUUGGAAUGCCGAUUGCUAUGUUGCUGCACACUGAUGGAGCACAUGAACGGCCCGGAGGUGAUGCCACAGUUACAAUAUCUCACCGAUACACUCCCAAAGAGCAGCUGAAGAAGCACACGAUCCUUGCGGACAUUGUGAUAUCUGCCGCUGGCAUUCCAAAUCUGAUCACAGCCGACAUGAUCAAGGAAGGGGUAGCAGUCAUAGAUGUGGGCAUAAACAGAGUUCAGGACCCUGUCACCGGAAAGCCCAAGUUGGUUGGAGAUGUGGAUUUUGAAGGCGUCAAGAAGAAAGCCGGUUACAUCACUCCUGUCCCUGGGGGCGUUGGUCCCAUGACGGUGGCCAUGCUAAUGAAGAACACCAUUAUUGCUGCCAAGAAAGUGCUGAGGCCUGAAGAGCUGGAGGUGCUGAAGCCCAAGCAGCGUGGAGUUGCCACCAACUAGCAGUACUCCAUGCCAGUCCGAGAGGCAACGUGGGCCAAGAGGAAUGCAGUAUUUUUAAUUUAUUCUGUUGAAAUGGUUUAAAAUGAUGUUUGUAUUUAUUGAAAGCUUAAACGGGUGGAUGUGUGUGCGCAUGGCUCUGCAGAACCUCACCAGGGUGCCCAUCCGAGUCCUGCCAUCGGCCUGGUGAUGCAUGGGACACAUCCUCACACUCAGAGUGGAUGCUGAACGCCAUCGAAAAACCUGCCUUCUUAGACGCUCAUUUCCCAAGUGCUAUUUCAAUACGAGUUGAUGACUCACCUGAGGUUCCAAGCCUUCUGAGUUCAACUUUCAAACCAAAGGAAAACUGACUAGAGAAAAUUAGGGGGAAGGAGGAAACGGCAGCAGAGUGGAGGACGGCACUCCCUUGCUUCCCGUGCACCCCGACUCGUGAGCAGGUUUCUCUGAGGAGAGCUCAGUUGGCUGGGUUGGAGGAAAGCCCGGCAUGGCUAGCCGUCCCCCCGUGGCUGAGUCACUGGGGAAGUUUUAGGAUUUCCUCACUGCUGUUACCCUUCUGUGAGCUUGCCCUACUUCAGUCUUCUAGAAUCACAAAGAUCAUUUUAUAAAUGAUGUGUAUAAUUGUCCUGUUCGGCUUUUGCAGCACAUUUAAACUUCAGACUGUUAGAGAGUGUGUGUCUGUUUUCUUUGGCAUAAGCUUUGAGGCCUACUUUUUUGAAAAACAAAACUUGGGUGUGAUAAUCAUGAGGGCAGAUUGUGUGAAACUCACUUGCCACCAAAGAACUGACGGCAGCUGCCUGCGUGUCUUUCGUGUACCCUGUUGGCUUUCCUGGAAGGUAUCAAGGAGCUUGAGUUAAUAUAAGAUUUAGUCAGAUUUUCUUUUUUUUUUUUUUGGUUUUUCGAGACAGGGUUUCUCUUUGUAGCUUUGCGCCUUUCCUGGAACUCACUUGGUAGCCCAGGCUGGCCUCGAACUCACAGAGAUCCGCCUGGCUCUGCCUCCCGAGUGCUGGGAUUAAAGGCGUGCGCCACCACCGCCCGGCGGUAAUCAGAUUUUCUUAUUGAAGGGUUUUGUUGCUGUUGUUGGUUUUGUUUUGUUUUUAAAUAAAACACAUCUGUCUGGUGUGAAAUGA
This is a messenger RNA of Peromyscus californicus insignis, 2304 nucleotides long. RefSeq names its product methylenetetrahydrofolate dehydrogenase (NADP+ dependent) 2, methenyltetrahydrofolate cyclohydrolase (gene Mthfd2). Gene Ontology annotation, cellular component: mitochondrion. The coding region runs from base 173 to 1180 and encodes 335 amino acids. Gene Ontology annotation, molecular function: methylenetetrahydrofolate dehydrogenase (NAD+) activity; methenyltetrahydrofolate cyclohydrolase activity; methylenetetrahydrofolate dehydrogenase (NADP+) activity. Gene Ontology annotation, biological process: tetrahydrofolate interconversion. The record is from RefSeq and is a predicted model, not a curated record. The transcript has 9 exons. Lineage: Eukaryota; Metazoa; Chordata; Mammalia; Rodentia; Cricetidae.